Molecule: messenger RNA, 1541 nt
Organism: Morone saxatilis (striped sea-bass)
Lineage: Eukaryota; Metazoa; Chordata; Actinopteri; Moronidae
Product: collagenase 3-like
Biological process (GO): collagen catabolic process; proteolysis; extracellular matrix organization
Cellular component (GO): extracellular matrix
Molecular function (GO): metalloendopeptidase activity; zinc ion binding
Source: RefSeq, a predicted model, not a curated record
AUGAAGACUUUGAUUCUACUGUGCCUGGCAGUCGCAGCUUACUGCGUGCCAAUACCGCAGGAGGUUACUGUGGAAGAUGAAUAUUUUGCAGAGAGCUACCUGAAGAAUUUCUUCAACCUAACAGAGGAGACCGGCCCAACUAUCAGACGGGGGAUCAGCCCGGUGAGCAAGAAGCUGAGUGAGAUGCAGAGAUUCUUUGGUCUCAAGAUCACCGGGACACUGACAGCUGACCUUGCGACAAGGGAGAAGAUGAAGAAGCCCCGCUUUGGUGUUUCCAGACACCAAUGUUGCCAGUUUCUCCACAUUUGGAAUAACCCCAAAUGGGAGAAAAACAGCCUCACCUACAUGAUAGAGAACUACACGCCUGACAUGUCUACAUCAGAAGUGGAUGACUCCAUAGAGAAAGCUCUGCAGGUUUGGGCCGAUGUCACCCCUCUGAGAUUCACUAGAAUCUACAGUGGCACCGCUGACAUCAUGAUCUCCUUCGGAAGCAAAUCACAUGGUGAUUUUUACCCCUUUGAUGGCCCUGAUGGCAUUCUCGCCCAUGCCUUCGCCCCAGCCCCUGGCCUUGGAGGAGAUGCUCAUUUUGACGAGGAUGAGACCUUCACUUUCCGCUCAAAUACCGGCUAUGUUCUCUUCAUGGUGGCUGCCCAUGAGUUUGGCCACUCCCUGGGCUUGUCUCACUCUAAUGAUCCUGGUGCUCUCAUGUACCCUGUGUACACAUACAGUAACCCUGACACUUUCGUUCUGCCCCGGGAUGAUGUCAAUGGCAUCCAGUCUCUCUAUGGUCCAAACCCUGACAAGGAUCCUGUCCAGCCUGGACCUGAGCCCCCUACCACCCCCAAUUCCUGUGAUUCAGCCUUGGUCUUGGACGCCGUCAGCACCCUGCGAGGAGAAAUGAUCUUCUUCAAGGACAGCUUCUUCUGGCGUAGCUACCCUCAGAGCACGACGCCUCAGCAGAGUCUCAUCACAAACUUCUGGCCUAAUGCCCCCAUCAACAUUGACGCUGCUUAUGAAAGCCAAUACUCAGACAAUAUCUUACUCUUUAAAGGUCGCAGAGUGUGGGCUUUCAGUGGUUAUGAUCUUGUACGUGGCUAUCCUAAAUCAAUUUCCAGCUUUGGUCUGCCAGAAAGUGUUAGUAAAAUCGAUGCUGCCCUCUAUGAUGUGGAAUCUGGCAAGACUCUGUUCUUCGUAGGCAGCUCUUACUACAGUUAUGAUGAGGCCAAAAAGACCAUGGACCAGGGAUUCCCCAAGCGGUCUGAUGAGACCUUCACCGGCCUGACCAGCAAGGUGACUGCAGCUUUCCAGUACAAAGGUUAUACUUACAUCAACAGAGGACAGCACAUGUUGAAGUACAACCUGAGGACUGGAAGUUUGCUUCGUGUGCUGAGAACCAGCUACUUAUUGCAAUGCACUAACUUCUAGACCAGUUUACUAGCUAAGUUGUUUAUGUAGCCACUCUGAAUAAGAAUGAAUGUACACUAGCAGUGUUAAAAUAGUACAUUUUAAAUAUGUGUUCUGAUUCUAAAUAUUAUGUUUUC